Messenger RNA from Dermacentor silvarum, 2013 nucleotides. It is a transcript of the gene Hr96, whose product is annotated as nuclear hormone receptor HR96. Lineage: Eukaryota; Metazoa; Arthropoda; Arachnida; Ixodida; Ixodidae. Gene Ontology annotation, molecular function: zinc ion binding; nuclear receptor activity; RNA polymerase II cis-regulatory region sequence-specific DNA binding. Gene Ontology annotation, biological process: positive regulation of transcription by RNA polymerase II; cell differentiation; negative regulation of transcription by RNA polymerase II. The transcript has 2 exons. The coding region runs from base 652 to 1914 and encodes 420 amino acids. The record is from RefSeq and is a predicted model, not a curated record.
CCACUUUUGCCGUUUGCAGCAAGCAUCAUUGACAAAAUACUGGUGACAUGCCACAAAGGCUGCAUGGAAAAAUCAUAUAUGCAAAAUUUUUUUGCCCUAUGAUUUGAUGUGAUAGAAAUAUAAAAGCAAGGAAGCACAAUAGUUGUGCCAUCUACGGACUAACCAAAAGAUGCCAUUUCGGAGACUCCACGCUUUUUUCAGUAAGCGUGCACCAGAGGUACAAUAUGUAUUGUCUGUGUUGCAUAGCAAAAUUGGAUGUUGUUGCACAUGAGCUACCCGUUCUUAUUCUUUGUUACUCAGUAAAUUGCAUUAACCAUACAUUUUGUUGACAUUACUAUUACUUGUAUUUACAUAUCUUGCGUGUUUCACCUCAUUUAUGUGCAUUCAAUUUAUCUGGAACAUCUGUGCUGUGGUACAAUUUAAUUCGGCAGUACAAGAUGUAAUUAGAUGUGCAUUAUUAAAUGCGAUGACUGCUGACAACAACAAGGCUCUGAGAGGGAGUGCUAUCGUUCAAAAGCAUUUUGCCAGUUCAUUGAUAUUGCUUCUAGUAGUCUAGUGCUGUAUAGUGGCCUGAGUUUGCACUGAUUGUGCUACAAGCUGUGUAAGCAAACUGCACGAUGUAAUUUGUGUUGUGCUUUUUUCUUUUGCAAGAUGGCUGGGGGAGGUGAGAGAAACGAGCUCAAGUUUUGUGGUGUCUGUGGCGACAAGGCAUUUGGCUUCAACUUUGGUGCCCUCACAUGUGAAUCGUGCAAGGCCUUCUUCCGACGAAACGCCAUUAAGGACAAGGAAUUUCGCUGCCUCUUCAAAGAUGACUGCGAGGUGAACACACGAACACGACGUUUCUGCCAGCGGUGCCGCCUGCAGAAAUGCUUUGCCAUUGGCAUGAAGAAAGAAUGUAUCCUGAGUGAAGCCGAGAAGCGUGAGAAGCGUGCCAAAAUCGAAGAGAACCGCCUUAAGCGUGCAUUGCAUCCACGGCAAAGAGCACAGCUCUCUGAGGAUGAUGAUGAGAGCCCAAUCAAGGUAGCGCGCUAUACAUCUGAGCUUGAGCUGGCAAGCAAUGCAGGGCCAUCAAGUGGCCAGCAGCCCAAGGCAGACCGGCCUGACUCGUGCUGCUCAGACUUGGAAUCCAGCAGUUCUGACUCAUCACAGCUGCCAUGGCGUGACCAGUGUGGCUCAUCGCAGGUGGUGCAUGACCGGGCCAUCCGUAGCCAGUUCUAUCGAGUGCCAGGGUCAGAUGUACUGACCGAGGCUGAAACACACCGCAUCCAGGAGCUGGCCACGGCCAACCAGGUGCUCAAGGUGCCGCUGGCCUGUGAUCCUGAGCCCAGCCUGGUGGACGUGAUCAACAUGACCGACCAUGCCAUCCGGCGCCUGAUAAAGAUGUCCAAGCGCAUUGCCGCCUUCAAGAGCCUCUGCCAAGAAGACCAGGUGGCACUGCUGAAGGGCGGCAGCACCGAGCUCAUGCUGCUGCGCUCCGUGAUGUCGUACGACGCUGAGCGCGACUGCUGGAAGGGACCUGAUCCGCGGCUCAUGUCUAUUCGCGUGGAUAUCCUCAAAGAGGCACGGGGCAAUGUUUAUGAGGAGCACAAGCGCUUUAUCAAUGCAUUCCGACCUGAGUGGAGGCUAGAUGAAAACAUAAUGCUGCUGCUCAGUGCCAUCACACUGUUCACACCUGAGCGGCCCAACCUGGUGCACCGGGACGUGGUCAUGUUUGAACAGGACACCUACCUCUACCUGCUGCGGCGAUACCUGGACACCCGCUACUCGGGCUGCGAGAGCCGCUCGGUCUUCCUGCAGCUCAUCCGCAACCUCGAAGAUAUGCGCACGCUUAAUGAGAACCAAGUCAGCAUACUGGUGGACCUGAACCCCCAUGAAGUUGAGCCGUUGCUUAUAGAGAUUUUUGACCUGAAAUAGGAGGCCGUUAUUGAAGUUGCGCUAAGUUCUGUCAUCGUGAUAUUCAAAUACUGGGCAGCAAAGCUGUCACAUUGUGGAAUUAAAUACAUUCUGCACUUA